AUGAAGGAACUUGUGUCGUUGUUGUUAGUGGUGGGAGUGUUAGCUAUAGGACUACCUCAAGUGCAACCGCAGCUCGUCUGCUACCAGUGCGAGGACUGUGAGUUCCAGCAGGAGAUCCCGGUGGUUUGUGGUGAGCCCGACUACACGACCACGUCCAUCCCAACCGAUACCACGUGUCCAACGUGUGCCCCCCCACCGACACUACCGACCACACCCGAACUGACCACCGCGACAACGGACGUCACGUGUCCUACCUGUGCUCCGACGCUACCCACGACCCCAAUGCCAACAACGCCCGUACCGGAAACAACCUGUCCAACGUGUGCUCCAACACUACCCACGACCCCAAUGCCAACAACGCCCGUACCUGAAACAACCUGUCCAACGUGUGCUCCAACAUUACCCACUACACCGAGCCCAACCACUCCAACACCGGAAACGACAUGCCCAACAUGUGCUCCGACACUCCCAACUACACCAAUUCCGACAACAUCGACUCCGAUUCCCACGAUUACGACACCGGAACCAACGUGCCCAACCUGUGCACCGGAACCGACCUGUCCAACGUGUGCUCCUGAACCAUCGCUACCGACGACACACGAACUGACCACCGCAACUCCGACUCCGACGAUUCCGACGACGCCAACACCACCACCACCGGUUUGCCCUGCCGGGUGCUGUCCAUGUGGUACCGCUCGCGCCACGUCCGUCUUUGCGAUGGCAGCCCGUGCCGCUAAAGCGUCGCUGUUGGAUGAGUUUGAGGAGGAGAUCCGUUCAACGCGACAGCUCCCACUGCCGGUGUACGUGUGCUUUACCACGGAACGGAUGGUGAGCAACCGGCGCGUGAUCAGCAGGGGAUGUACCAAGCGGCAGCAAUCGGUAACGGAAACCUGCAGCCAGCUCACCGGUGGCCAAUCGUACGAUCAGUGUUCGCUCUGCUCCUGGCAGCUCUGCAACCGAUAG
Anopheles aquasalis is the source of this 963-nucleotide messenger RNA. RefSeq names its product hepatitis A virus cellular receptor 1-like. The record is from RefSeq and is a predicted model, not a curated record. NCBI's taxonomy places the organism in Eukaryota, Metazoa, Arthropoda, Insecta, Diptera, Culicidae.